AUUGUUCUCGUGUUCGUCGCAGUACAUUUUUUGUAUAAUUUUUUAAAUCUACGCGUUGUUUUAACAAACUCCAAAUCAAUAUGUUCAAAUUUGUGAUUUUAUUCGCCUGCAUUGCCGCCGUUGCUGUCGCUGCACCUGCCACUGAACGUGACGAAGUUCGUGAAGUCGUUGCCAUUUUGAAAUCCGAAAUCAACAAAAACGAUGAUGGUUCCUAUCAAUUGUCUUAUGAAGGUGGUGAUGGCACUACUCGUGAUGAGAAAGCCGUCGUCAUGAAUGCUGGCACUGAAGAUGAAGCUUUGGAAGUUAAGGGUUCCUACAAAUACAUCGAUGCCGAUGGCCAAGAAGUUGAAGUAUUCUACACCGCCGGUGUUAAUGGUUUCGUGCCCUACGGUAAGACUAUCAAUGAAGAAAUCUCUGCUGUAGCUGAAGCUGCCAAGGAUUUGCCCAAAGAAGAAACUUUCGCCAAAGUAGAAAAGAAACAAAAGUAAUUUCGCCCUGAAAUCCUCAACCGGACAAAAAAGACGACACCAUAUUAAUUUGAAUUCUUAACGAGUGAAGAGUUAAUUUGGGGUUUAAUAUACAAUUAAUUAUUUUUUUAUUUCUUUGUUAAGUCGCAUGUUUAAGUUUAAGAUAGAAAGAUAUGUUAAGAUGAGUUAGAGAGAUAAACUUUAAUUAACAAUAGCUAUAACAAUUUAAGCCUAGUCUGUGUCUAAAUGUUUAAGAAUGUAAAAAGAAAAAAAUUAUUUAAGUUUGUAUAAGCCAGCGUGUAGAUCUAAAAAUGUAUAAAAUAAAUUUUGAAAAAAAGACAA
Calliphora vicina (urban bluebottle blowfly) is the source of this 809-nucleotide messenger RNA. Its product is annotated as endocuticle structural protein SgAbd-6-like. The coding region runs from base 81 to 488 and encodes 135 amino acids. Gene Ontology annotation, cellular component: chitin-based extracellular matrix. Gene Ontology annotation, molecular function: structural constituent of chitin-based larval cuticle. Lineage: Eukaryota; Metazoa; Arthropoda; Insecta; Diptera; Calliphoridae. The record is from RefSeq and is a predicted model, not a curated record. The transcript is spliced from 2 exons.